CAUCAGUCUGAUCCGAGUGCGCGCUGUCGACAGCGCGUCUUCAUAAGCGGUCGUCGCGUUGUGUCGUGCUAGUGUGUACACGUGAUUGGGAAGAUCAGUUGAAUCUCAGUGAAAAUGAUACGAUCGGCAGAGGCAUGCGCCUGCCCGAUCCGGGAGGUAGGGCCAUCCAUGGCGGCCUCCUGCGGGGGGCAGUUUAUGCUCUUCAUGACAGUGCUUGAAGCUUUCAUCAAUGGCCGAUGCGACCUCGCGGACCCCUGCAAUAGGGUCAGCAGUGAAACACCUGACAGUCUACUGGAUACUUAUGACUUUAUAGUUGUGGGUGGCGGGACGGCGGGAUCGGUGGUGGCUGCGAGGUUGUCGGAGAAUCCACAGUGGAAGGUACUUUUAAUAGAAGCGGGUGGGGACGAACCAACGCAGUCUUCAGUGCCAGCAUGGGUGACAGCUUACUGGGGCCGGCCUGACACGGAUUGGCUGUACAAGACUGAAGCCCAAGAGAAAGCCUGUCUGUCUGAAGGGUCGUACUGCAGUUGGCCUAGAGGCAAGAUGUUGGGCGGCUGUUCAACAAUCAACGGCAUGAUGUACAUGCGAGGACACGCGGCCGAUUACGACGGUUGGGCGAUAGAGGGCGCCACCGGCUGGUCGUGGUACGACGUACUACCGUUCUUCCUGAAGAGCGAAGAUAACAGAGAGAUAGGAGACGGAGUGUCUAGCCAGUAUCAUAACACUGGCGGGCCGUUGCCCGUACAGAAGUUCCGACACGCACCUCGGUUUGCGCACGACGUUGUGUCUGCGGCCAUCGAACUCGGCUACCCGCCCACCAGCGACCUCAACGGGGAAACUAUCACUGGCUUCACCAUCGCACAGACUCUCAACGAUAAUGGCUCCCGAUUUAGCACAGCACGCGCCUUCCUCAGACCCGCUUCCAAACGGGAAAACCUCCACGUGCUGCUUAACGCACACGUCGCCAAAGUUCGCAUAGAUCCCAACACAAAGAAGGUCACCGGAGUCGAGUAUAUUAAGGAUAAGGAGACGAAGUUUGUCAAGGCUAGCAAAGAGGUGGUCCUAUCAGCCGGCACCCUGAACUCCCCCCAAAUCCUCAUGCUCUCCGGCGUGGGUCCCAAGGAGAUGCUGCAGAAAGUCAACAUCCCCGUGGUCAAGGACCUGCCUGGCGUAGGCCAGAACCUGCAUAACCACGUUGGCGUCGAGCUGGAGUUUACGCUGUCGAAGGAGCCUCAGAUUGCUGACUUGGAUUGGGCUAGUGCAACUGAGUAUCUGUUGAAUAGAGAUGGGCCGUUGUCUUCUACUGGUUUGUCGCAGCUCACAGGCAUAGUGAACUCCAAGUACGCAGCGAGAGGCGGCCGUCACCCCGACAUUCAGUUCUUCUUCGGUGGCUACUACGCGUCCUGCAGCGAUGGUGUUGCGACUGACCCCGAGAAACUAAAAGAUAUCAAAAUGAGGAGAAGUGUCUCUAUAUCAGCCAUAGCUUUACAGCCCCGUAGCCGAGGAUACCUGGCCGUGCGUUCGGCCGAUCCGCUGCAACCUCCACUUAUGCAGCCCAACUAUUUCUUCGAUGAGCAUGAGCUGAAUGUCUUGGUUGACGCUGCUUGGAUCGCUCAUAGGCUGGCUAAUACAACUAUAAUGCGAGAAAAAUACGGCAUGGAACCUUCAGAGCGCGAAGAAUGCCAAGACUUUGUGAAACCUUCUGACGAGUACUUUAGAUGCCUGGCCAAACAUUACACGGCGCCCGAGAAUCACCAAGUAGGCACCUGCAAGAUUGGGCCCAAGAGUGACCUGAUGGCUGUUGUGGAUCCGGAGCUCAAGGUGUACGGAAUUCAAGGUCUACGUGUGGCUGAUGCAUCAGUAAUGCCAGUUGUGCCUUCGGGUAACACAGCCGCCCCAACCAUCAUGGUAGCCGAACGUGCGGCGCAGUUCAUCAUGUCUCGGUACUCGCGUCUCAAGAACAAGAACAACGCUGCCGCCACUGACGGCCUCAACAACCGUUUCGGCAGCGAUACUGGCGCUCUUGCUGGUGGGACUACCGAUAAAAACUUCGGAGAAUCGGCUAAAACGGCGGAGUCGAUUUAUUUCCAACCCAAAUGGAAGUACAAUCCCAGUGAGAAAUACGAUUACGAUACUCACUAUAAUCCGGACAGAUGGUACGGCCACAAAGACUGGAAGAUCCCCUCCUGGCACGAUGCCACUUGGAAGCAAGGCUUCCACGCGUACCAGGACGAGCAGAAAUACAAGGAGAAGUUCGUAGACGACAGCUAUAAUAAGUACGAUGAUCACUACACUGGACCGAGUCUGGACUGGACCACUAGUGGGUAUUCUAGCGAUUAUACGCAUGGCCAUUAAAAUUUAGUGUUUAUUUAGUUAUACAACUAGAGAUAGUAAUUAAGAGAUGGAGAGGAGUGUUAUAAUAAUACAGUUUUGUGUGUCAGUUUCGACGCACGCCUGCGGGCGUACCACACUUAGUUGGAUAAACUUUAUCGCAUCGGUGCGUCCCUAUCUCACUUACGAAUAGUGCGAAAAGGACGGUGUGACGUUAUAUAUCACGCGACCAUGCUAGCCUGCCUGGAGUUUCUUCUUCGUUAAUGAUGAUAAACUCCAAUAUGUGGUCGUCAAGACUUCGUUGAUAAACUUGUUUGUAACAAGAUUGUUUUCUUAAUAGUUUUACACACCCAUGAACAUAUAGUUUUUUUUUUUACAUUCCUAUUUUUUUAAAUAAAUAGUCAAAUAAAAUUGAUCAAAAUGCAGAAUAACUACGUCAUCAAAAAUUCGUUUUCGUACAAUUUUGUUGUUGUAAUAGUUAAAGUUAUGUGAUUAAUUUUUUUAAAGUCAUCUUGUUAUAUUGGUGAGCAAUAAAGAAAAUUUCUAUUGUACCUAUUGUAUUGUCACCUGAGGAAAUUCAAGGUUUAUUUGAAUCGAUAUUUCGUCACUACUUUAAAAAAAUCUCGUAUUUCAUGCUUCUCCUCAAAGUUAAAACGCAUUCAUAGCAUU
Molecule: messenger RNA, 3000 nt
Organism: Leguminivora glycinivorella
Lineage: Eukaryota; Metazoa; Arthropoda; Insecta; Lepidoptera; Tortricidae
Product: glucose dehydrogenase [FAD, quinone]-like
Exons: 15
Coding region: 115-2355 (746 amino acids)
Molecular function (GO): flavin adenine dinucleotide binding; oxidoreductase activity, acting on CH-OH group of donors
Source: RefSeq, a predicted model, not a curated record